This is a messenger RNA of Pocillopora verrucosa, 4334 nucleotides long. The record is from RefSeq and is a predicted model, not a curated record. Lineage: Eukaryota; Metazoa; Cnidaria; Anthozoa; Scleractinia; Pocilloporidae.
AUCGACCCGAUAUCGACCCGUCGAUUGACCUAUGCGGAAUACUCGGUUUUAAAUGGAGUUUUUUUGUAUUCUUCACUCAAAAGACUACCUGAGGAGAAGUAAAUUCAAAUGCUAAAAACCAAAUGCACUUAAAGCGGAGCCCUCCGCUUACCGCUAGAGGAAUUUCUUUCACAUGGACCCGUGAGUCUCUUUUUGCUGAUUCAGGUAGUUUAGCUUUUUUUUGUUGCUAACGAUGAAUACAGCUGGUGAGUGGGGCCUUCUGAGUCCUGAUGGCACACUGCACAAGCUAUGUGAGCCAAAUUUUUUUGUGGGAAGGGAUGAUCAGAUGGAUUUGACGCUGAAGUCAAGAAGUGUGGAUAAGCAGCAUGCUGUGAUCACAGUGAAUACACAGAACAAAGAGUACAAGUUACAUGAUCUUGGAACUUUGAAUGGUACAUUUGUAAAUGAUUCAAGAGUAAAACAGCAUCCAGUUGACUUGAAGCUAAGAGACAACAUUCGUUUUGGAUAUGACUCAAAUACCUUUCGUGUGGAGCCACUUCCUUACAGAAAUGGGCACUCAGUUCUCAGUGAUGGCAAACAUUAUGAGAGACAGCAACUUGACGAAAAUGAACAUUCAAUGGAAACAGUAUGGGAGCCCCCUUCUGAGAGGAAACUCUCUAUCCAAUCAGCUGCUCAGCAAACUAAUUCAGAUGAGGAUGGUUGUCGUUCUGGAACCCCAGACCAAGAUGUUCUUGUGUACCAUGGUGUUCCUUCGCCUCACUCGCCCCACUCUCCUCACUCUCAAUACCACCCUCCCUACCCCCACUAUCCUUACAUGACGCCAAUGUAUCACCACCCACCCCCUGUGAUGUGUCAUUGCCCGUCAUGCGCUGGACAUAGGUCACCAGUCCACUCCCCCCAUGGUGGUGCCCCUAUGGGAAGGUUUGUUCAUCAUCAGAUGGGGUCACAUACAAACUGGGCCCACGGGCCGGCAGCAGUAACAGGAUUUCAAGUCAGACCGAGAAUACAAAGGCCCUUAUCUGUCCCUGCUGAGAAACAUGACAUGUUAGUAAAGGGCAGUCCCUUGUAUGGACAGCCUCCGUGGUGGGGCUGGGGCUCAUCAGACGACGAGGUUUACAAUUACCCAAACACUGCCACAAUUCUGGAGAGCGGCGACGAUCAACAGCCUCUUGCUCUGAGAAAGAAGAAACUCUCUAAGAAAGACGCGCUGGAAAUGGCGCAAAGGAGGCACAGCAUUGGGACUGUAUCGGUGUUGUCUGAGUCCAGAGCACGGAUUGUCACAACAAGGACUUCUAAAAACCCCGAGCUGGACAAGGCGAUGAAGCAACGAGAGGAAUUUGUUGUCUUUCAGAAGAGGUCUUCUCUACCAGGGCCGGGUCAUAACGAGCAGUUAUCUCCCGUGUUUGAAAAUUCUACCAGUAGAGACUGGCAAUUACCAAAUGCGCUUCACGAGCCGGGAGAGCUUGAUUCGACGUCUUCGGUGGAGAAUUCUUCGGGUGACGGAAGCGAAGUGCACCCUAGACUCGGGUCUUCUUACGAAGUUCCUUACAUACCGGACUAUGAUGAACUUCCAGAAAGGCCUGUAAGUCUGAAAAGCGAUAAAGGUAAAAUAGCAUCCCAGGAUGCUUCACGGAAGGGUUCAUCAGAGAAGCAAGAGAGAAUUGCAAGGAAAAAACCUACCAGUAAAGUUAAAAAGAAAAUUGUUUCCACUGAUGUCCCGGCAAAGAACGGAAAAGCAUUGUCAGGCUCCAGAAAACAUUCAAGUGAUACCAGUGAGUCUGAGUACGAGCCGACCUCACACCCUUCACGUCGAUCGGGAUUAGCAGCUGUCGCUUCCCCUUCCUCCAUUGGUGUGUUUGGUCUGACGGAGGUGACUCUCGGUGAAUCCGAUAGACAAGAGGCACUAUCGCCAGCCCCCCUUCCAAGUUGGGUAAAACAGUGGACGAAUUCUACAAACGAUCGUGAGAACGCUUCAGUUUAUCCAGUUGAGGUCAUCGAUUCAUCUAGUACGGCUGAAGAGUCUGCGGGAAGCAGUGCCAUGUCUUCUUCGAGUCACAUUCCAGUUCCUAUAGAAUCUGAAAAUUCCGCUCCAUGUUUUACAGAAGACAAGUCCAAACCCAUCAAGAGCAUUUCGUCAUCGAGUCUAAGCAGACCAAGGUCGGCAACAUCGAGAACGGCAUCGCCUGGUGUAUUACGAAGCCAGAGUAUGUCUGCUGCUAAUAUGUCCUCCUCUCCGAAGUCUGCGUCCUCCCCAAGAGUGGCGCGGAGUAAGACCAUGUCUGCUGUCGUGCGGCGGUCGUACCCGACUGCUGCCAACGAAUUAGAGAAGAAACCAGUUGACAACGCAAGGGGAAGGGCUGUGAUAAGCAGUACUUCAGAUGAUAGCGAUGUGGAAUCAAGCGACGCUUCCCAGACGAGACAGACUAAAGAAUCGCGAAGGAAGAGCGACGAGUCCGAUAAGAAGGGAGUUCAGCUUAUUCCUGAAAAGGAGGGGAAGCGACCGCUGUCGGCCCCCCGCCCCAACAAGACAGCUAUGCUGAGAGCGUAUAACAGCCGAGAAGCUGUGAAGAACAGUGGGGUUAAGAGCAAGACUGCAGUAUCGGCGAAAGCGAGGACUGCUAAGAGCUCAUCGCCGAACAAUGGAAAUUCAAGUGAAUCUUCGCCGUCUGCGAGAGUGUGGAGUCCAAGUGUGAAAAGAUCAACAAAGUCCUCUUCGGGCGAUAGUAUCCGUGAGGAAGAGGAGAAUGGUACCAAUUGUAGCUCGCCAGCAAGCGAUGACGUCACUCAGGAGGCGAUAGACCAGGUUUUUUCUUCAGGCUCAGUCCAGCAACUUCCAGAGUCGCUUAUAAUGAAGCGGGAUGAUAAUGUUAACAAGACUUUUGUGCUCGAUGACGGUAAUGAGGACAAUUCUGUUUCAUCUCCCGAAGACACGUCCGUACAAGCAUGGGUCGGCGAAGCAGCCAGUGGUGAAAACGUUCUUGAGUGUAAUGGCGUCGUCACGAAAAACACUGCACCGAUGUCUCCGUCUCGUGAAGAACCAACGGAGAUAAAACUUGAAACAACCAACACUAAAGGAAUCAGCUUGCGUAGUAAGCUUAUACCAUUUGCACCCUUCUUGGAAAACCAGUCAUACACACCCCCCGUGUCUGAUCUUCCUUUUGAACCUCCCAGUGACUCAGCCGACGACACAUCCGGGAGGUCUCGUUGUUCUACAGCAGAGAGUAGGCCUAUUUCGCCGGAGUCAGCGGUUUCGACCGCACCUGCUGCCUCCCCCUCGCCACCUUUGACUCCGAACUCUGCAGCAAAGAAAACAUUUGAUUUUAAGGGGGGAGCAACAUCUUCGCAAAGCAGGAGGCAGUGGGGUGUCACUGAUAAGCCUGUUGAGGAUCUGAUGUUGUCCUCAAUUCACGCAUUCUCCGUAGAGUUACGGCUAGCUUCGGAGUCCGUGCUUGGCAAAGUGAAAACUCUGUACGAUGGAAGCGAGGAGCUAAACGGCACUGCAAGGUCAAGGACGGAUUCUGACGCAAAACAGGAAUCCAAGAGUGCCAUUCCAGAUUGGAAGAGCUCUCACGCGGAGAUAGCUGGGAUAUUUCGAAACUUGCGAAAGGUUGAGCUUCGCCUUCGCACGAUGGAGCAGGCCUUAUCCAUCAUGUGUGUCGCAGCUCAACGGGACCCUAAUCAGUCUUUCCAAGAGAGGAAGAUUUCAAUGGUGGAAACGUCUAGCCUGGCCUCAGGCCAAAAAUGGAGAGAGUUUAAAAUCAAGGCUCGCCGGAAUUCUUGGGCAGUGGAACACAGAAGCCAGUUCCCAGUUCCACCGGCGGAAUCUGACGAGGAGGACGAGGACACUUCGUGACUGGGUCAUGAGAUAAAAUACUGGGAAAUGAAGUAGAGCACUCGAUCCCGCCUGGAAAAAAAAAGAGCUGAAAGUUUGUGAACGUUCGGGCUACGCCAUUGUCAGUCUGUUGUUGAUAUUAUGGAGGAUUGCGGUUGGCAACGAAAUUGUUUUGAAUAAGUAAGUUCACUUUUCUGAGGAAGGAAAAGAAGGAAUUGCACUAUUGAUGUGUGGUAGAAUUUUGACUGUGAAUUUUUUUUUUUUUAAUGAAAGAUUCCGGAGAAAAGAAUUUGUACAUUUGCUUUUUAUGAAGAAGCCAAUUUUGUUCAUUUUUGUGUUGAAUAUAGGAAUCUUCGUGAAAUUGCCAUCUUAAUGAUGAAGCCAAAUGAGCCGUAAAUGUAAAUGUAUGGGAGAGCAUUGUAAAAAUUUCAAUUGCUAUUUAAUGCACACAGAUUAUGGAUGUAAAAAGAUAAGAUUAUACACGGAAUAAAGAUAACGAACA